Melanaphis sacchari is the source of this 1713-nucleotide messenger RNA. RefSeq lists its product as uncharacterized. Bases 218 to 1651 code for a protein of 477 amino acids. NCBI's taxonomy places the organism in Eukaryota, Metazoa, Arthropoda, Insecta, Hemiptera, Aphididae. The transcript has 2 exons. The record is from RefSeq and is a predicted model, not a curated record.
UACUGUUAGUUACAAUUAUUUAGGUUGUUAACUCGUAACAAAUGUCCAAAACUAUAAUAACAAUAAUAAUCGUAUAGAUUUCCGCUGCCCCCCAAUACUCCGUUUGAGAUACAAAAUUUGCUGAUGCCUGCCUUUUGAACGACAGAGGCAUAUAAAUAUCAGCUGACCAUAUCAAUGAGGCACCAUUUGUGUUAGUCGAUCAUCAAAGUCGUCAAACAUGAAGUCUGCUUUAGUUAUUGCGUCGGUUCUUUUGGCCGGUGUGGUCUUCGAAGUCACCGCCCGAAACGUCUAUGACAAUCAAAACCAGAAUGAAAACAACAACCAGUGGGUCCGUUUCCAACAAGGAGAUUCCAGCGAUGAGUCUGCAGAACCGACCUUAAAUGAAUAUCAAAACAACAACAAAUUCAACUACGUCCUAAAUAACUAUGAAUCAGAAUCUACUUUUGCCGACCGUUCACGACAGAACAAUCAAAACGAUGAAACACACUUCGGUUCCAGCCAAGAGUCGAGUCAACAACAGCAGCACAGAAGCCAAAACCAGUUCACGGCUGUCAGCCAGCCCGAAGGGCUCGCCAAGGCAAUGAUCGAGAAAAUCGCUACUAUUCAGAAAAUUGCCGUUGAACAAAAUAUCGCCGACAGUGCAGAUUUCCUAGAUGCAGCGCUCACCAUCAACCAAAACUACGUCAAAUUCCCAAAACACAAUUAUGUGUCGUUUUUCAACUCAACCAUGAAAAACCUUGACAGCGGUGAUUUGGAAUACAUGUACCUGAACCCUGAAAAAGAUACUGUGUUUGCCCAGUACCAAUUCAACGAUAUCAAAACCGUCGGAUCGUUCAAGUCCAACAUCCCCCACGCUCAUUCGGGUUACUACACGAUCGUCAUGAACAACGUGCUCAGCAACUUGUCGACCGGAUUCUACGAUGACAAACACGCCGUGAUCAAGGCAGCUAAAUUCCAAUACGCCGACGCCAACGUCAUGACACACGACGGUUCUGAAACGCAGGUGUUAAGCCCGGCUCUGGAACAAAAAUUUUUGGGAGUGUUGGCCAACGCCGUGUCCAACGAAGUUAAGAAGUCCGCCAACAAAGGCGCACUCGUCCAUAUUAAAAACGAAAUCCGUAAGCCAAUUGAAAUGAACAUGGCUAGUAAGUACACCAACAAGCUGUUCGACUUGAGAUGGCAGGAGGACCAAGUCAGCAUGGAAAUGUCUAACAUCGGUUUCAAGAACUCCGAAGAACUGAAACGGGCAGCCGAACAUUUAUUGAACUCUGUGUCUUUCCAACGCAAAUCCCAAGACUCCUACAGGAUGCGUUACGACUUUGCCAUCAACAACCUGGAAUGGACUUCGGCUAUGAACGUCGUGUCGGCUGGCAAGAGCAUGACCACAGAUCCAAUCAAAUUCACCAUCGAGAAAGUAAACAUCAAAGUUCACAUCGACAAGUCCGUGCACAACCAGCAACAACAACAGUCAUAUGACAAGGCUUACACCAACGUAGAAAUACGAGGUCUUCAUUACAACUUGAGACACGUCCAAUCUGAACUUGUAUCCAACCUUGAAAAUGAACUCCAACGUUUCAUGGAACUAUCUUUGGGAUCUUGCAUUCAAGAUUCUUUGGUACAAGAACUAAACAACUCCAACCGUCAAUAUUAAAUUGACCAAUUAAUUUUUAAACAUAUGUUAUUUAAAAUAAAUUACAUAGAAUAAGCAAUAGU